AUGGUGCCAAAUUGUGUAAGUUUUUGCAAAAAAAUAAAAAGUUCCACAGGCACCGUUCCUCGAACCCCUGACCUUUUUUCCAGAACUCCUCUUCUAAUCUCUAUGUCUCUUCAAUUCCGGCUGCCAUCGAAGCUUAUGAAAAUUUGCGCGCGAAAAUUCCGAAUUCAAAAUUUGCCCAAAUCAAUCUUGCUCAUAAAUCCAUUGAAGAUUUUCCGGAAAUUUUUGAGGAUAUGAAAAAAUCUCAAAAUGUAGAGGAUGAGGGAGAAAUGGUGGGUUUUUGGUGGGAAAUUCAAAUUUUUCAUGAAUUUUGGGUUGGGAAGAUAUCCCGCAAGCCUUCAAAACACCGUGCAAAGUUAAUUUGCAGACCACCGUGGUCUGGUUUUUAACUCAAAACACUGUGGAACGUUAAUUUGCAGACCACGGUGGUCUGCUUUUUAACUCAAAACACUGUGCAAAGUUAAUUUGCAGACCACGGUGGUCUGCUUUUUAACUGAAAACACUGUGCAAAGUUAAUUUGCAGACCACGGUGGUCUGCUUUUUAACUCAAAACACUGUGCAAAGUUAAUUUGCAGACCACGGUGGUCUGCUUUUUAACUCAAAACACUGUGCAAAGUCAAUUUGCAGACCACCGUGGUCUGCUUUUUAACUGAAAACACUGUGCAAAGUUAAUUUGCAGACCACGGUGGUCUGCUUUUUAACUCAAAACACUGUGCAAAGUUAAUUUGCAGACCACGGUGGUCUGCUUUUUAACUCAAAACACUGUGCAAAGUUAAUUUGCAGACCACCGUGGUCUGCUUUUUAACUCAAAACACUGUGCAAAGUUAAUUUGCAGACCACCGUGGUCUGCUUUUUAACUCAAAACACUGUGCAAAGUUAAUUUGCAGACCACCGUGGUCUGCUUUUUAACUCAAAACACUGUGCAAAGUUAAUUUGCAGACCACCGUGGUCUGCUUUUUAACUCAAAACACUGUGCAAAGUUAAUUUGCAGACCACCGUGGUCUGCUUUUUAACUCGAAACACUGUGCAAAUUCACAUUUCCUUUAGAUAAUCGAUAUUUUAUGGUUGAACGGAAAUUUCAAGUAUCGUACAAUUUUCGAGGAAAACGGGAUUUUGGCCAAAUUGAAAAUUACAGUAUGCCAACUGAACGUGGAAAUUCAAAUGGAAAAUGCGCGAAAAUUCAACGAUUUCACAAAUUGGAUUUUUCACCAUAAUGUCAGUUUUUUGCCGAUGCGACCAUUUUUAAAGGAACAUGAUGGGGAGGGGCAGCGGGUUACUGUAAUCUAUUUUUUCAAUGUUUUGAGCGAUUUUUGUGUUAGGAAAUAUUUGUGAGGUUUUUUGGAAUGCUCUUUUUGUUCAAAAAUGUUGUGACGUCACAAAUUUUUCUGGAAAAUGACAAUUUUUGUUGGUUUCUGAAUCAUUCUUCUUCAUUUUCUUUCAAAAAACAACAUUUUUGUGUUAUAAAACAAGUGUCGUUUCUCGGAAAAUUUCAGAUUUCAGAUUUUUUUUUGCUGAAAAUCGAAACAUUUCUCGAUGUUCGAUGUUCGAACAUCGAUCGGAUCACAAGUUUUUUUUUGUUUUUUUGUUACACUCGAAAAAAAAUGUUUUAUAAAUCCGCCGGGACCGGAUUUUUUGAACAGUUGUUUGGUUCGAAAAUAUUAUGUUUUUUCAGUUUUCAGCGCAGAAUUUGCGAUUUUUUGAGACCAAAUAAGCCUAUUUUUUGAAAUUUCCUACUGUAGAUUGAAAAAAAAAUUACUGUAGAGGCUACUGUAGUUUACAAUUUUUUUGUUAAUAAUUUUCUGGGACCUCUGAGUACUACAGUAACCCUGGCACAACUUUCUAUUGUUCCAAAAAAAUUGGUAGAUCAAAUUUCAGCCCUCAGGAGUACUGUAGUUGACUCCUACAGUAACCCAGACUACUGCACAUCAAAUUUUUGGAACAUUUUUCUCAAAGAUUCCAAAAAAUUUUGUAAAUCAGUAAAACUGUACCAAGGGAUACUGUAGAUCAAAUUCUCCCGUCUUUUACGAGUACUGUAGUUGGAGUACUGUAGAAAUGCUCGAAAUUUGCUCUAAUUUACUUGGGUUGUUUACCAAUUGGCACGUUUCCAAGCAACUGUUGCUGGCCAACUGCUGCGCCUUUAAAUUUCUUUUCGACUUGACUUUGACAUGUGAUUUAUGAACUUUCCAACAUGGCCAACUGUUGUUUGCAAUAUCACACUAAAAUCUAUUUUUCUCAUCAAUUUUCGCUCGAAAAAGAUAUAAAUUUCGCUGCGAAACGCCCUUUUUCACAUUUUUUCGUGAUUUUUGAGCGAAUUUUCAUUAAAAAUCGUCAAAUUUAGCUUCAAAUUAGCAUUUUACGUUAAUUUGCAGACCACCGUGGUCUGCUUUUUAACUCAAAACUCUGUGCAAAGUUAAUUUGCAGACCACCGUGGUCUGCUUUUUAACUCAUUUUUUGUCAUUUUUACCCAUUUCCCGCACCCAAAUUCCCAAAUUUUCAGAAAAAUCAUGUUCAAGUUGGUUUUGUUGCUCGUUUUGUUGCUCGCCUUGUUCGAAAUGGUUCAAUCUGAUGCUUCGUGUUGGUUGGGAGACACUAUUUGCAAAUCGAUCACUUGCAGAGUGAGUUACCGUAGUCCCUACAGUACCCCUGCCACGUUUUUACGCGCGAAAAUUUGAUCUGCUGGGAGGGCUUUUUUGAUCCAAGUACCAGAUUUUUUUGUAAUUUUCAAAAAACGUGGAAUUUUCGCCCCAUAAAUUUACAGUACCCCUAGAUCUAUCUACAGUAACCCCCAUUUUUUGCAGAGCUGCAAAUUGGCCGAAUGCAUCAACGGAAACUGCAUGUGCACAUUGUGCUAGACACUGUAAUAAUUUUUUGGCUGAAAAUUUUUUUUUGCUGAAAUUUUCCGUACUGAAACAAUAAAAAUGCAUAUUAUCUUCGUUUUUUUUUUGGCAAAAAAUGUUGUUUUUCAGGUUGAUAAGAUAAGAUUUUGGGACGUAUUUUUUGCUCAAAAAACUUUGUUUUUUAAAUGAAAAAUGAGGUUUUUCACGUUUCUAGCCAUAUUCUGGGUUACUGUAGUGGUUUGGGCGCAGGAUGGUGGUGAUAAUGAGGAGGAAGUGACAGGUGGGUCGAAUUUUGGCGCGCGCGAGCGCCCUCCAUAAAUUAGCCAUCCAACAGCACUGAACAAAAGGCGUCUAUAGCUCAGGCGGUUAGUGCGCGCGCUCUUAAUCAGAAGGUCACGAGUUCGAUCAACGCUGCCGGCGAUCUUUUUUUCUUUUUUUUUCAGAAACCAUAGUUUUUUAGACGCUGAAAACAAGGAGAUUCAAAUCGAAUGUGUGAAUAGUUGUGGGGAUACGGUAGAAGAGUGGAAAUUGUGUGCUCCAACGUGUUUUGAUGGUCAAUUAAAGCCAGCUGACAAGACUUUUAUCCAAUGUGAAGGCGAUUGUUUGGACCGGUAUUAUCCGCCACGUGUUCCGCAAGCGGAUUUGGAUAAUUUGGAAAUUUGUGCACAGAAAUGUAUUGAUAAUUAUCGUGGUUAUUGA
This is a messenger RNA of Caenorhabditis angaria, 3533 nucleotides long. The record is from the annotation of a GenBank genome assembly. NCBI's taxonomy places the organism in Eukaryota, Metazoa, Nematoda, Chromadorea, Rhabditida, Rhabditidae.